AAAAAGCUCCGCAAUGCAGUGGCCACGCUUAAUAUUCCUGGUCGGAUUCGCAGCCCUCGGUCCCACAACCGACGGAAUCGUCUACGUCCGUACCAAGAACGAACGUGGCCCAACGGCGAUCCAAGCCGGCAUAAACUGUCUGGAAUUGCUCACCGGAGCGUACUUUUACCCCACGGAAUCCGUACAGAUCCAGAACAUUGUGGUGUUUCAUCUGCAUAACCUGAGUUCACCGUCGCGGGAGAUUGAGCUGGGAUUCCUGCAGAACCAUCACACGGGCUAUCACGAGGAUCUUGACGGGCGGAAAACUCAACACUUUCAGCUGAAGAUGAUGUCGGACAAGCUUCCGCGGAGCAGCAUCCGCAAGCAGGCGUUCAUCGAUUACAAGCUUAUAGAUUACUACGUAAUUGUGGUGGACGAGUUCGAGAAACUGGAGCGGGCAAUGUCCUACAUAAGCCUGGCGUACGCCUUUAACCCGCGGGGGAAGUACGUGGUGCUGUACAAUAACCCCAACAACCGAGACCUGGACGAUCGGUUUGCGCUGGAGGCGUUGAAUUUCAUGUUUAUCAAACAUCACUCGGUGAACGUUCUGGUGGCCUUUGCCAUCGACAUGAUGAGCUAUGCUGUGUACACGGGUGAUCCGUACCACGGCACGAGGAUGGAUUGUGGCCGGAUGAAGACGUUGAAGAUUGCGAUGGUACAGAAUGGGACGUUUAGGAACGAGGCGUUGGCUAUGGAGAUGAUCAGGAUGUCAAAGGUUCCGCCGGAGAUGGAGUCGUGUACGUUUUUGUUCUGCACGAGGGAAGCGGCACCGUUUAUCAAUGCUGGGUGUGAGACGGGGUUGGAGAUUCAGAUCAUGCACCUGCUGCAAGAAUCGAUGAAGUUUAACGUCAAUGUUUCAUGCAGUACGAUGGAGCGGGGUGAACUUGAAGAUGACGGAGUUACCUGGUCGGAUUUGCUAGGGUUGAUGCGCGAUGAUGAGUGCGACUUGAUAGCUGGGGCGUUCUAUCCGGACUAUGACGUGCAUGCAGAUUUUGCUGCUACUACUUUGUAUCUGCAGGAUUACUACACCUGGUUCGUGCAGACCGCAGGUCUUCAAAGUCGAUGGAAGGUACUGCUGGACAUCUUCGAGAUCUCCACGUGGGAAUUGUUUGCGCUGGUCUUGUUUGUAUGCUCGCUUACGUGGUUCCUGUUAGGUACAGCUCUUCCAGAACUAAGACCGCACAAGUGUUUCUCCACCUGUAUCUUGAACACGUGGUGUGUAUUCCUGGGAAUCUCUACCAACAAUAGACCUAACAGCAACUCGCUGCGAAUCUUUUUCGUGGCACUAGCUCUCUACUCUAUUAACGUCACCACAAUCUAUACGUCUCAGCUCAUCAACGUGUUCACUUCCCCUCCCAGAGAGCACCAAAUCGACACAAUCGAAGAGAUCCUCAACAUGACCACCCCGAUCGGAGGUCGCAUGGAGUACGAGGACUGGUUUGAGAACGCCGAUGAAGACGAUCUGCGAGUUUCCGCGAGGUACAGCAACUCGGACGAGUUUCAACCGUCGGAGGCCAACAUGCGAGCGGUCGCCAAAGGAAGGCGUGUUAUUCUGGCGAGCCGCGCAUACGUUCGGAACAGUCACUAUUACGGGGAGGUGCACGGAUUGACGAAAGACGUGUUUGCUACGCAGAUCGAAAUGAUCAUGGAGAAGGGAUUCCCGUUGCUUCCAAAGUUCAAUCGGAUUAUUUCCAACUUGAACGAUAUGGGCAUUACGGGGAAGCUGUUUCAGGACUUUAUCUUCAACGUUACGAUUCUUCAUAAAAUCCAAGAUAUUAUAUCACCAGAUGAAGAUGACGACCUGGAGGUACCUCCCAACGAAAUCGUCCUCACGUUGGAUCACAUGCAGAGUGCGUUCUCGACCUUCAUGAUGGGAAUUGUGGUCAGUUGCGUAGCUUUCCUCUGCGAACUUUUGACAAGUUGCCAGCGAGCUAGAGAUGUUGGAUCAAAGAUUUCUUCUCGAUGGAACUCCACUCUCGUUCGUCUCAAGCUUAAAGAACCCAAGAAAAUGGGUUUGAAAAUCCGGAAAAGAAGACACGUCCGAGCUCGCCGAAGGCGAACCAAAAUGUUCUAUUGAACAACCACGCUGAAAUAAAUAAUUUAAAUUUGAUCCAUAAAUUCUCCCAUUUUUGCCAAGGUCUGGGUUGCCAUAAAGGGUCCUCCUCCUCCUGGAAAAGCAUCGAACAUCGAACUUGUCCACGCCAGACCACAUUCAUAUGAGGAACUAUCGCGGGAGGAGAAAAACAAAUAAAAUCGUCUUUACGACAAUUGCGAUCUGUAUGAUAAAUUGUCUGCACUUUUCCUCGUCGAAUCUGGCAGACACGAGAUUUCGGCGAACCGAGGGGGAAAAACCCCCCAAACUAUAAAAAUGACAAAUCACCGUAAUUAAAACUGUAUAAAUUAGAUAAA
Molecule: messenger RNA, 2448 nt
Organism: Culex pipiens pallens (northern house mosquito)
Lineage: Eukaryota; Metazoa; Arthropoda; Insecta; Diptera; Culicidae
Gene: Ir60a
Exons: 1
Coding region: 14-2116 (700 amino acids)
Source: RefSeq, a predicted model, not a curated record